Molecule: messenger RNA, 843 nt
Organism: Cyclospora cayetanensis
Lineage: Eukaryota; Apicomplexa; Conoidasida; Eucoccidiorida; Eimeriidae
Exons: 5
Coding region: 1-843 (280 amino acids)
Source: RefSeq, a predicted model, not a curated record
AUGAGCUACUCUCGUGAUGCAGACAGCAGAGAUCGCUUGCUUGAGGCCGGUACAGCCCUCGCAUGUACUCCUCAGGAUGCACUUGUUGUAGGGCAGAAACCAACAGAAAAACAAAGUGAAGCACGCCGGAUGCAGUGCCUCCUGGUUCUCAAUGUGGCCACGGGGCUUCUUUUGGGUUUAGUUGUUGCCGCCUUUUGCCUCAAACCCGGCCAGAGCUAUCCCUGGAUGCAACACCGCCUCCAGCGCGUGCUGAUCCUCCUGUUUGCCUGGGAGCUGGUAUUUUUUUUUGUGCUUCCUCCUCUUUGUUUACUGUGGAGGUUCGGAUCUCUGUCUACUUCAGAGCUGGGCAAAGAACACAACCGGGACUCUGUUUGCAUUAUUCUUCUUGCCAUUUGCGAGUUUGGUUGCGGCGUUUGUGGGGCAGCGAUGAGCGCCUUUAGUAUCUACAUGGGAGCAGUGCUAGAUGCUCGGCAGGUUGCUAAUGGUUUAAUUACAUUGUGCGCUGUGGGAACAGCUGCCUGCCUCUUCUUUUCCCUUCUGGGAAACCCCAAGUACCGUAUUGGAAAGAAACUCUGCAGUCGCGCAACUCGGCACGAGGCUGAACUCUCCGUGACGGGUGCCAUCAUGAACCUGAUACUGGCGCUCUCUGCCGGACUGGCGAACACGCAGGCCAGCAUACCAGGAUUGAAGUUUUCAGCAAUGGGCACUGGGGAGUAUCCAAUUAUGUUCCUGGGAGCGUUGCUGCUAGUGAAGUCACUCGCACACUUUGUGGCUGAGCUCCUCUACCUUCGGAAAGUAGCAAUCAAUUCUCGCAUGAUUCAGAACGAUUCAGGCGCUCGGUGA